AUGUAAGAUUGUAAGGACGAACAAAAUUACCUCAACUUCCUCUAGUUAGAGAAGACUGUAGGAUCAAUCGAUGACAAUUCUACUUCGUUACAUCAAUUGAAUCAUGAAAAUCUUUCUCUAACUUAUAACAUGAACUAAGAAGUUUCUCCUCUAAAUCACCAAACCAAGAGGAUAAAGAAGAAGAAGCGAGUGAUCUUCCAUUACAAGAAGAAGAGAAGAAAUACUAAACUAAUAGAGAUGAAUAACAAUAACCCAUUCACCGUUGAGGAGGACCAAAAAAUCCUAUCACUUGUGCUCAAGCACGGUCCAAAGUUUGGCAAUAUAAUCAAAAACUUCAAUGAUAGGAACCAAAACGCCAUAAAGAAUAGAUACUAUAAAUACCUUCGAUUCAGAUGGGAUUCAAUAUUGGGGAGUGACUACAGGAGGCUGAAUUGCAAGCGAGACAGCGAGAAAGUGGAUUGUAGUGAUCUAACUUAAAUCAUAGAUGAAAUGACGAUCUUUCCAGAAUUCAAAGAUUUAUUGUCCCAGUUAGUAUACAGAGUCCACUCCUAUUUUAAUUGA
Molecule: messenger RNA, 561 nt
Organism: Paramecium tetraurelia
Lineage: Eukaryota; Ciliophora; Oligohymenophorea; Peniculida; Parameciidae
Exons: 2
Source: RefSeq, a predicted model, not a curated record